Aplosporella prunicola CBS 121167 is the source of this 1827-nucleotide messenger RNA. RefSeq lists its product as uncharacterized. The coding region runs from base 1 to 1827 and encodes 608 amino acids. The transcript has a single exon. Lineage: Eukaryota; Fungi; Ascomycota; Dothideomycetes; Botryosphaeriales; Aplosporellaceae. The record is from RefSeq and is a predicted model, not a curated record.
AUGGAUGACGGCGACUAUCUCUACUUUGAUGCGCUCGUCGAACAGUUCUAUGCGAGUGACGCAAGUGGUAACAAUAACGCUGCGUCGUCCGCUGAUGCUCAACAGCCUCAUCAGGGUCAAGAAAACUUUAGGGUUGAGCAAGAUCAGCAGAGCCAGCAGCAUCAGUCGCCGCCGCCGCAACGCAACCGCCAACUGCAGCUCCAUGGUCACGGGCAAGAUCAGCAUCAUUACCGGCAACAUCUUGAGCAGCAGCAGCACAUAUCUGCAAAUACAAACAUCCAACCCUUUCCAGACCUUUCCGGCCAAAUGAGCAUCGAUGACAUGGAUCCCGAAUCUUUGCAGAGUGUUCUCGCUUUCCCGUACGACCCGGACCUAGACGAGCAAACCUACCAGAGCCUUGGACUUAGCCCUGGCCCUGCGGUCUCAACGAACUCGACUUACACGCCCAUUCCUACCACUGCACCUGCUCCGGCUCUCGCUCCGGCUCCCGUUCCCGCUCCCACUCCGGCCUCCGCUCUUGUGGCUGCUGUCGCCCCUACGGCGCAGCAGACCCCACACUGGGGUAGAAACACUCAACCUCCCGCUUUGGGAUAUGGCUACGGGGCCGGUACGUCCACCCCCACAGCGACAACAGAUUUCAAGCCUCAGUUCAACCAGCUCCACCGGGGUCAAUUGUACUCCUUCAUCAAUUAUACCCUGACACCGACGCACCAGCAGGAGCGUUCUUCCUCUGACUCGACGGUUUUUGUGGGCCAUCAGCAUAACAACAGCGCCUCCAUGGGCAACGCUGCAAAGUCCCCCUCUGUCAAUCCCUUUCAAACCGACGCCCGUACUCCAGCCCGGCAUAUCACUGCGAUACCUGCGCCCGCGUACGGCUCGGAUCCGGUAACUGGCUUGAUGUGGCAUACUGACGAUGCCUUGUCACUGGGAUCUUUCUCUCCUCAAGAGAACGAAAACGUUGACGAAGACCUGUCGGAUGGGCAAAGCGCCGAUGGUGAACACGAUUUGAUGGAGGACAACGAGUCAGAUGCCAGCAACGCCCAGGAUUUGGAGGGAGCCGAAGAAGAUGAGGAUGAUACAGAAGAUGACCAGCAUGGAGACAACGCCGCCAGAUACACUGCUCCAGGAGUGUACGGGAAGUACGGAGGCUUCUUUCGCAAUGCUGAUGAAGCAAGAAGGCACUUAAGCCACGCACAGUGGACUCCUCCUAUUCCUGACAACACGAUUCCUACCACAGACGAUGACAUCAAAAGAUACCAUCGUCGCCUCUGUUUGGCGGUGGUCAACAUGCAAAACAUCCAGGACAGGCCAACAUCACAACACAGGCCCUUCUUCGAAGAGAAGCGGCACACCCAGAUCAACAUCGAAGCCACAUGCUGGAUCCUUCUUCAAGGAAUUCUCGACCUACACCAUCACGGAUAUUCUGGUCCAACCGCUAGGUCCAGCCAACAAGACCGCAACUUAAGCUGCGCGGAGCGGAUCGAAGCUACAGUUAAACUCCUGAAAGAGUGGAAAUCCACCUGCACACUGGUGAUGAAGGAAGCUACGGACCGCAUCGUGGUCGGCCCGAUCAAGUUGUACAAGCAGAACGAGACCAACAAGAGCUCGUCGAGGGACAAGAGCAUCCGGUUGAGACACUCCAGUGGCCACGAAGAUGAUAUCGCUCGGAACAGGCGCUAUGAGAAGAACCUGAAGGACAGGAACCAUCAUCGGUUGCCGUUUAGAGUUGCUAAAGCGGGACUGGAGCCGGGUAGCGGCGGCGGUGAUGGUCACAGUAACAAUGGGGAUGCCGGCCAGGUUGCAGAGGAUCUUCCGAGCGAGAGCUGA